CGUCGGAAACCUCCCUGGAGGGGCCCCAUGUAAUUCGAUGCACGCUGUUAAAGCUUAGAGUAUAUUGUCUUCCCUUUUCGCUUAUGAAGCCUCCACCCACCGGCCCACCCUACAUUUAGCGGAUCAUGUGACUCGGGGUAAGUCAUUUGCAAGUACAACAGUUCUCUGUGCGCUCCCAUUCAUUUCCUGAGAACUGCCCGAGCCGAGCAGCUGAGAGGCAGAAGGGAAGGGGAGGGAGUCGCUCACACACACUCACACAUCUACACGCACGCACACUAACACUCCGCACAUUCACGCAGAGUGAGAGGAGAGAAGAGGAAAGGGAGAGGAGGAGACGAGACAGAGAGGACUGUGGAAAGGAAAACAGUCUCCUAGUCUCCUCGGCUCUGCAGCUUUUGACAAGGCAGCCUAAGAAACAGGAUGUUAAUGCUUGACGGAAUGCCUGCAGUCCGAGUCAAAGUCGAGCCCCUGGAAUCGGAACAAGGGUCACCUAAAGUUCGCCCUUACUCUGCGAUGGAUGGCGUCCCCUUCUUCCUCAGCAGAGUAAAGUCGGAACCCCCCGAGGAUCUGCUCGCCCAUGACCUCCACUUCCACACGCAGACAGAACCUGUGGACCUGUCAAUCAACAAGCCCCGCCCCUCCUCCUUGUCUACCACCACCACUAGUAUAACCUCCUCGUCGUCGCCCCCCCACAGAUCCGCCUUCUCCCCGUCUUCGUUGUCGUCCUCCUCGUCCUCCUCGUCUUCUCCGUCAGUUAUUACCUCGGCUUCCUCGGUGCUCACGCCGGGCCCCCUGGUAGCCCCCGGAAGCGGGGUGAGAGGUCAGCCGUAUUUGCACAUCCUGCAGUCCGUGCCGCCGCCUCCGUCCAGUCCCCUGAGCCUGCAGGGAGCCGGGAAGCUGGCCGGCCAUGUUCACCGCAUCCCAGUUGUGGUGCAGUCACUGCCCCUCAUGUACACCACUGCAGUGCGAUCGCCUUCCAGCCUCAACAACGCUAUCAUGCUGCCUCUAUUGGAAGGGGCCAAAAGCCAGGGCAAAGUACACACAGACCCCAACGGCCUGUCACCGAGGCAGAUCAAAAGUGACAGCGAUGACGAUGACCUGCCGAACGUGACCCUGGACAGUGUUAACGAGACCGGCUCCACGGCGCUGUCUAUAGCCCGGGCUGUGCAAGACUCCAUGUCGCCGUUCAGUAUUGACAGCAUCCGACGCCCCCGGAGGUCAGAGUCACCUGACUCGAAGAAGCGAAGAAUCCACAGAUGUGACUUUGAGGGUUGCAAUAAAGUGUACACCAAAAGCUCACAUUUAAAAGCACACCGGAGGACACACACAGGGGAAAAGCCAUACAAAUGCACCUGGGACGGCUGCACCUGGAAGUUCGCCCGCUCCGAUGAGCUGACGAGGCAUUACAGGAAACACACGGGCGUGAAGCCCUUCAAAUGCGCAGACUGUGACCGCAGCUUCUCCAGAUCCGACCACUUAGCCCUGCACCGACGGAGACACAUGCUGGUGUGAAGCACAACGGGAGCGACUAAGAGAAGAUGUCAGCGGAGCAGACGCAGCCACACACAUGCACACACGCACGCAGACGCACGCAGGCAGCCAUGGGAGCGGGAUCUCCCUCUGAAUGUUUUUCAGCUGGCCUGGAUGCCCAAACUUAUUCACGCACACACACGCACACACACCCAAAUUGGAGAUGGAGAAGCUGGAUGGACGGUCGGAGCAGAAAACAGGGUGACUUCCGGAUCCUCUCUGGAUGGGAAGGAUGCGAUGGCGGGAUCUUUCUCCAUCAUCGGAUAAUGAUGGGGAACUGCUUUUAACAGCACUGUUUGUUGAUGUUUAGCUUUGAUUUUUUUUUUUUUUUAGGAUGAAGUGGCACUCUAUAAAUUUGGAUUUUACUCACUUUACAUUACAGCUGCUUUUCCAGCGUUCAUAAUGUGAAAGACCCCUUUGAAAUCAGAGCGGGAAGUUCGACCUGGUGUGGAUUUUAACAGGAAGAGACUUGGUCGGAGUUGGAUUUACAGACAGUAUUGUUUUUUUGGGGGUUUUUUUUGUAUUGCCUUCCCGUGAGUUGACCAGCAGAGGGCAGUGUUUGAUCAUGGAAGGUUUACUUGGACUUGGACCGUCACAUCUAAGGCGUUUUCUUCGAGAAGUUGAAUGAGGGUUGGACUUUCACCUUUUUUCCCCGAAGCCAGCAAAGUGCAAACAACUUCACAAGGAUGGAUCCAUUUUUACCCGCUCACUCAGCCAUUGGUUGCAGGAACUGGACACACCAAAUCAUCAUCACACCAGCAAAGAAGCACACAUUAUCAAACGGACUUCAGACAAACCCCAUUUUUCAUCAGUGCUUUUCUUUAUUUUGAGCCUCUUUAAAGCAUUUUCUUCAAAUAAAUCUUAUGUGGAUUUUGAGCUGUGAUUAGCAAUCAGUAAAGUGCAAUCUUAAAGAAUAUAUAUAUAUAUAUAAAUAUAUAAAUAUAUAUAAACUUUCAGUAUGAAAAUGUUUUCUUUAUUGAAUCUUGCUUUUUUUUUAACGUACCUGCUUAUCGCUUAUGUUUGAUUCUGACAAAUACAACCCCCCCCCCCCCCCCCUCCCCCUUAAUGUACAGUGAGUUUUGAAACAAUCAGAGGAGAGUAUGUGGGAAGAAUAAAAAACAAAAACCCAACAGAGGCACCUUAGAGACUUUCAUUCUGUCAACAUCUACCUGUACUCAUCAGUCAACUCAUUUUUCCUCCUCUGAAAUUGAGCCAAAACAAGGAGUUUUGUGUGGUGGUCUUGGUAUGGCAAGGCGGACCUCGACCACAGGCUGUCGCUGACACCAGCUGAAGACUUUACGGAGAUAAACCUGCACACAAAGAAGAGCAAUACAUUCUGAUCAAAGUGUUUGAUGUCCAAAAUCAGAGACAAAGGGUCAAGGUCAGACUCGCUCUCUUUCUGAAGCAGCUUCAAGUCGCGAUGUGAGGUCUCUCAGCUGGUCAUUCACUUCGCAGCAUCUUCUGUUUGUUUAUUGUUUGUUUGUUUGCUUGUUUGUUUGUUUUUGUUUUGUUUUUUAGUUUUCAUAAACAUCACUUGAAAUGUUCUCACCUCACUUUGGGCGGUUUUGUGGGUUAUCACCAGAAGUUUGGUGAUUGAAAUGCAGGAGUUGCACACCUAGUUACAUACAUACACUGCUUUGCAAAACUGUUAAUCCUUGAACUAUCUGACAUUCCGUCAUGCUAAAAUGACAAACAUCAAUGUAUGGUCCUGGGAUUUUAUGUGGUAGACCUAUAGUAGUAGUGUGUAGCUGUCAAGUGGGAGGACACUGAUACAUUCUGAUUCUGCUUUCAAUGCAAAUAAGUAAAAAUCUGAAAAGUGCAGAGCGCGUACGCAUCCCUGAGUCAGUACUUUAAACGUCUGACGUCUUUGCAGAACAGCAGCAUGCAGCCUGAGAUUUCAGUGGGCUUCUUUUAAAAGCUUAUUAAUUCACUUCUCUUCAUUUAGAGUUAUCAGAGUAAAGGGGGACGGAAAAAAUAAGCACAUCUUUUUUUGUUCCCGCUCCGCAAUCACGCACUACUUUGAAAAUCCCCACAAAACCACAUUAAAGUUUAUUGUUGUAACGUGGUGAAAUGUGAUCAAGUUCAAGGAGUCUGAAAACUUUUGCAAAGCACUGCACAUAAUACAGAUAUUAUUAUGAAAUUGUAACAUUAUAUCACAGAAGAUUAAGACUGUAGAUGCAGUUACUGGCAGAAUUGUCUCUCAGAAAACAUCACACUUGACCUCAAUCAGGGAAUUCAAUUAAAAGUAUAUUUUUAUGGUCCUAAAGGCAACUAGCUCCAGCGCUUUUGAUUCCGUUUAAAAGCUUCAGGCUUUAGGUACCGAGCCAGCCGAUGUUAUAAGAUAUAGCGCUGCCAAAUGCAGUUAUUGGGCAGAAGCCAGUAAAAAUACACAGCAACCUUUUUUUUUUUGAUUAAGGUAUCUUGAAAUCCAUAUGCUUUUACACUAACGCCUACAAACAUGCACACACACACACACACACACACACACACACGUCAAAAGCUCUCACUUUUAGUAAAGAAGCCAAAUCCAGGGAACAGUUUUUCACACAUGCAGAGUUCAUGCGGCCCUCUCGUAUGUUACCAUUAUUUAUGUAUAUUGUUUGUGCACAUGUCAUUACGCCCAGUUGUAUUAUCGUUUUGGCAAAAAGCAUAUUAGCACCUUCUUUGUUUAUUGAGAUGAUUUUCAGAUAAUUUUAUUUCAGAUGUCAAUUUAUAAACAAAUAUUCGUCAUAUUUUAUCAUCCGUAUAAUGUAUUAGGACUCUUUUUUGUGUGUGUGUGUGUGUGUGAUUGAGGGACACUUCACGUGACGGCUUGUAACUCUUUCUCUUAUGUAAAAAAAAAAUAAUAAUUUUCUUGGAUCUUUUGAAAUGUUGUAAUAUAUGUGAUAGUGAAGAUACAAAGCAAUUACAAAGUUCUACAACCUGUACAUACAACGGAGAAAUAGGGCUUUCGAUUCGUAGAUGCAGGAGAUACAUUUAUACUCGUAAAGUCUUUUUUCUGAGACCGUAAUUUAUCUAAUUUGAUAUACAGCGAAAAUGGACUAAAGGUGUUCAUCAUGUAAAUUAUCAUUAUGUGAUGUUCUAUAACAGGUUUUUCUUUAUUAUUAUUAUUAUUAUUAUUAUUAUUAUUAUUAUUAUUAUUACUGUUCUGGUUUGGGGUUAAACAAGUUCACGAUCAAAUGAUUAUUUUUUAUUUUAUAAGGCUGCACCAGUGUUUGCUAUAAAACAACAAAUUAUUUAUAUACACUGACCGUAUUAAGGUACUUGAA
Messenger RNA from Xiphophorus couchianus (Monterrey platyfish), 4799 nucleotides. RefSeq names its product Kruppel like factor 12b (gene klf12b). Gene Ontology annotation, molecular function: RNA polymerase II cis-regulatory region sequence-specific DNA binding; DNA-binding transcription factor activity, RNA polymerase II-specific. Gene Ontology annotation, biological process: regulation of transcription by RNA polymerase II. Lineage: Eukaryota; Metazoa; Chordata; Actinopteri; Cyprinodontiformes; Poeciliidae. The record is from RefSeq and is a predicted model, not a curated record. Bases 421 to 1512 code for a protein of 363 amino acids. The transcript has 6 exons.